Molecule: messenger RNA, 513 nt
Organism: Anopheles nili
Lineage: Eukaryota; Metazoa; Arthropoda; Insecta; Diptera; Culicidae
Gene: mRpL52
Product: 39S ribosomal protein L52, mitochondrial
Exons: 3
Coding region: 45-413 (122 amino acids)
Biological process (GO): mitochondrial translation
Cellular component (GO): mitochondrial large ribosomal subunit
Molecular function (GO): structural constituent of ribosome
Source: RefSeq, a predicted model, not a curated record
CAAUAAUUCCUGCGACAUAUUUUUGUUCUCUAAAGUAGUAAAACAUGUUAGUGCUAAAUACUCAGAUGUCCGUAAGAUGUUUUCAUACAGGUGUGAUUUUAGCGCGAGGAGUUGCAGUACUGAACACGGAAACGAAGCGGUGUGUUCGAAAUCCAAAUAAAUCAAGUCCCUUAACACAUCUGCCGGAUUACACGUUCAUGGAUGGUCGCGUUACACCAUUUGGAGCUAACCAGAAGAAAAGGAUCCUUCAACAGCGUGAAAUAACGAAACAAAUAGUAACACUUUCUAAGGAAAUGGACUUUGCCGUCGAUCGACAUAAUCGCCUAAAAACGGAAGCGGUAGAAAACAGACAAAAACAGAUUGCCGAUAAGCUGAAACCCAAAGGUCAUUUAUUAUUGAAGAAACCAAAGUGAGCUUAUUGGUAUCAAUAAACGUUGUUAGUAGUCGUUAGCUGGCUUGUUGUCGUCGUGUUUCUAUUCGUUCCAUUAGCUUUUGAACACGCUUUCGACAUAG